Molecule: messenger RNA, 1206 nt
Organism: Poeciliopsis prolifica (blackstripe livebearer)
Lineage: Eukaryota; Metazoa; Chordata; Actinopteri; Cyprinodontiformes; Poeciliidae
Product: complement factor H-related protein 5-like
Exons: 4
Coding region: 150-758 (202 amino acids)
Source: RefSeq, a predicted model, not a curated record
GAGGAUGUGAGUGGCGGGUUCAUCUUGGGAGAAGAAAAACAGUGACGUAAAUGUGGGCUGUUCAUGUCGCCCUUUGGAGCUGCAGCUGAAUUAAAAGUGGGGCAACCUCAGUAAACUUUUCCUCAGAAAACAUCAAGUCAACACAGGCAAUGAAGCCUCUGCGGUUUAUAUUCCUGGUUCUCCAGGUGUUUCUAAGUGUGAAAUUUUCCUGGUCACAGAACGUGAACACUUGUGAAAUUGGUGGACUGGAUACUAAUCUGUAUGUAACUGGACUAACAUCGACUGGCACAACACUGAAACCUGGACACAAGCUGCGUUUUCUCUGUGGUCCUGGUUACCAGCUGAGCGGCUCAGGGGAAAUUGAAUGCUUACCAACCGGCCAAUGGAACGCUUCCUUCCCGUUUUGCUCAGCUGUUGUACAUUGUUCAGCACCACCACUUCUUGAAGAUGGAGACACCAAAUUAUUUCUCAGAUCAAAUGCAGUUUAUCAAACUGGUGACAAAGUUGAAUAUAUCUGUCAGAAUCAGUACAUUAUGAACGGUGACCCAUUUCAAACCUGCAACAACGGUGUAUGGGAAGGAAACAUGAGAUGCAUGAAACCAUGCACUGUGAACGAGGAAUUAUUGAGUCAACAUGGCCUUGACUUUAGAUUUUUUGAUGCAACUAAGAUGUAUGCACCACAUAAGGAUCACCUUUCAUUUGUUUGUCUAAGAGGUAAAAGACAGGUUGGCUGUGCCGAUGCGUGUUCACUGUCAUGAUGGUCAGAUGACCCUGCCCACCUGCCAGUAAAGGUUUUCAGGGAACAAGAUAUAAACAUGUAAUCACAAAAAUAUGUAAACUACUAUAGAACCUCAAAAUGCUCAAAAUUAAAUAACAAGCUACUACAUUGUAAAACAAGAAACUUUAAUUAAGUAGAAGCUAAGGAGACGACACACUGAUGACCCCAGCAAAGAGUGUUUCAGCCUCAAGUUUGACCUCAACGUCGACAUCAACACGGAGAUUGUACCGGCUAUGAAAAAGAAAACGCUGAGAGAGGUUUUAGGUCCAGCAUUGUCAUAAAUAUAUGACAAUGCAAUGGUGUAAUAACUGAAUGAAUAUUAAAUUUCAUGCUCAUUAUUGUAAAAUAUUGUCAUUUUUCAUUCUGUUUUAAAAUGUACUUAUUAAAAUAAAAACAAUUCACUGUGAUUUUCACCCCAAUAGGAACAA